AUGGACUCGCCCCUAUCCCCAGCUUCCUCCACCGCCGCGACAACCCCUCUAGCUGUCACAGCUUUUCCCCCUUCGGAGAAUCCUCUCAAGCAACCCAGCUCCUCAGCGAGCACUCCACUCUUCCACCACAGUCAUGGACUAUCACCAUUAGGGCCAGAAUCCCCGGACGCCCAGAUAGCCACGCCCACACAACCGCCGCCACCACCAUCACUUCCCUCCCUACCGCUCCCAUUCACCACCAUCCCCUCAUCCAACCCGUCAUCCACACCCCCUAUCCCCGAACCCUCUCGAUCCGCCAAACCGCACCGCCACUGCCUCACCCGCGACCAACGCCGCGAUAUUCUUCUUAUGCGCAGUCUCGGACACACCUACCACCAGAUCUGCAAACACCUCAACCUCCCCUUCGGCGCCGUGCAGUACACCUGCCAAAAGCGCUCUGCGUCUCCCAAGCGCCGCCCAGGGAGAGCCAGACGGCUCACGGACGAGAAACUAGAGGAGAUUGAGGCCUUUAUAACCUCCUCGAUACAGAAUCGUCAGAUGACGUAUCAGGAGGUGGUGGAGGUCUUGCGGUUGGAUGUGAAGGAGGACACGUUGACACAGGCCCUGAGAAAGCGGGGUUUGGUGAGGCAGAUGGCCUUUUUGAGAUCACCUCUUGCUGUUGGGAAUGUCACUGCAAAACCAGUCAGGACCUACUUAACCUGCAGGAAAAAUGAGGAGAUAGAUUCUCCCAUGGUCGUUGAAGUCAUCAAGCGCAAAACUACUUCAUGA
Uncinocarpus reesii 1704 is the source of this 768-nucleotide messenger RNA. RefSeq lists its product as uncharacterized. The transcript is spliced from 2 exons. The record is from RefSeq and is a predicted model, not a curated record. NCBI's taxonomy places the organism in Eukaryota, Fungi, Ascomycota, Eurotiomycetes, Onygenales, Onygenaceae. The coding region runs from base 1 to 768 and encodes 255 amino acids.